CAACAACUGUAUGUAACAAUUCUAAUGUUCGGAUAAAUUUUUGAUCUUGUCAUAUUCCCACACUACCACUAACCGUUGAUUUUCUCUCUUCCUACUCUCAACAAAUUAUUUGAUCAAUAUAUUUAUUAAAUGAUUGACCAAAAUACACACGUCUUGAAAAACAAUUGUGUGAUCCAAUAUCUAUUUACAUAAUAAUAAUUAUUCGAAUGAAAAUAUUUUCAUCAUGAUGAUGAUGAAUGAUUUAUCGGUGGGUGAUGAUGAAAAUUUAUAGAAAAAAUGUACGGCUACGGAUCAUAUCAACAACCAGGUUCUACUACCACAACUACUGUUACCACUUAUUGGCAAGGAAUGGGUCAACCAACUUGGUUGCCACAAGGUUUCGUUGUUCCUCCUCAUGUCAUGGUCAAUCGUAUGAAUUACAUGCAAGCAGCUCAACAAAUUUUCUGGCAAUACGAUCUCAAUCGUAGUGGAACUCUUUCAAAGAAGGAAUUCAAAUUUGCUGCUGCUACUCAUUUUGGUAUUCCUCCACAUCAAGCUAAAUUCCUUUUCAGAAUGAUGGAUCGUGAUGGUAAUGGAGUCAUGACCAUUGAUGAAUUUGUUAAUGCUUACUUGUUCAUUAUGGCUGGAGGUGCUUCAUACAUUCAACCAAUUCCAUCUUACAGACAUCGUUUUGGAGGUAUGGGAAUGGGAAUGGGAAUGAAUAUGGGCAUGGGAAUGAAUAUGAAUAUGGGUAUGGGAGUUCCUCCUCCUCAACCAUAUGGUAUGCCACCUCAACCAUACGGUAUGCAACCACAACCAUUCAAUCCUUAUGGUUAUCCACCUCAACCAUUCAAUUAAAUUCAGAAUUGAAUAGAUGAACAGUUUUGUAAAUAUAAACUAUCUUAAUUUAUUGCU
Messenger RNA from Naegleria gruberi, 894 nucleotides. RefSeq names its product EF hand domain-containing protein. Gene Ontology annotation, molecular function: calcium ion binding. The transcript is spliced from 5 exons. Bases 277 to 837 code for a protein of 186 amino acids. Lineage: Eukaryota; Heterolobosea; Eutetramitea; Acrasida; Naegleriidae. The record is from RefSeq and is a predicted model, not a curated record.